GGACAACGCGCCAGUCGUCCAUUCGACAUGACCGCAUACGCGUUUUAUUGCUCUCGUCGAACCUUCGUCGUCGUCGCCGUUCCGCUCACGUUCAGCCGCCGCUGCCAAUAACUCGCCGCCGGCACGUUUCGUGUUUUUGUUCGGUGCACACAGUAGUCACCCAAAACCGUGGAAACUUUUUGCAUGCUGUAACGUCACACUCCGUUUUAUCCACACAAGGAAUCCAAAAUGGGGUUCGGUUCUAAAGAUGAAUGGUGUGGAACCAUUGUCAAGUACAGCAUGUUUUUGUCAAAUUUUAUCAUAUUCAUUGGAGGAAUCGUAUUGGUGGCCAUAUCAGUGUAUACACUGUACGAUAAGUCGUUCAUCAAAGAGCUCUUGGGCACAAACUUAUUCACAGGAGCAGUGUACAUAUUAAUCGUAGCAGGUAUCCUAUUAUCACUUUUGUCAUUCCUGGGAUGCGCAGGUGCUGUCAAAGAAGUCAAGUGCAUGUUACUAACGUAUUUCAUAAUUCUGUUCAUUAUAUUCAUUGUGAUGCUCGUUGGAGGGAUAUUAUGUUAUAUGUUCCGACAAAGAGUGCAGACAACUAUGCAGCAAGAGAUGCUCAGGACCAUAAGGUUUUACGGCGAUGACCGGGCCAUAACUAGAGCAUGGGACGACCUUCAGGAAGGACUACACUGUUGUGGCGUUACGGGCUACGAUGACUGGAGACAGCACAGAAUCGGCGGAAUCAUUCCAAGCAGCUGCUGUCAAGAGAUCAACGGAAAAAAACAACCGUGCAAUUUGAGUUACCAAGCGAGCCAACAGAUAUACAGUACUGGCUGUCUGAACGUGACAACUGCUUUCAUGAAAGACCAUGCAACUACCGUUGGAACCGUUGGUAUAGCUGUGUCACUCUUUCUAUUAUUUGGAUUGGCAUUUUCGUGUGCACUGUUCAUGAUGAUUGUUUAGAGUCAUAACUGACAUUUACAGAUAAAGAGAUCGUUGUUUUGGAAAACCAUUUUGAAAUAGUUAUUUAAGUAGGGAGAAAAAAAGGUCAUAUAAAUUAUUUUUAACAAGUUUGCCAUAAGAACCAAAUCACCGUCAUUGACUGCCAGUCAACAGUAUAAUAUAUAUAUUAAACACUAUGUAUAUUCAUAAUACCAUUGGAUGUGAGUCGAUGACAAAAUUAAAAUAUUUCAACAAUUUGAUAUGUAUAAAGUAUAGAUAAUUAGUUACUUACAUAAUAUUAUAUACUAUUUAGUUAGUUAGUUAAUUAAGUUUUGUUAACAAGUAAAAAAAAAAAACAAUGGGUAGAUGACGCAAAUGGUUUUUAUACCUAUGUAUAAUAUACGCACGUUAUAGACGUACGUAGAAUUCUUUUUUGGGGUAUCUAUUCAAAACGCCACCGCACCUAGGACGUUUUUAAGCCUUUAAAGUUUUUAAAAUUUUGGUAAAAAAAAAAUAUACGUAGAUAAAUUUUUUAAUGUAAUUAAAAAAUUUAGCUUUUUACUUUACUUAAUAAAAGUUAAAACCUUAAACCACACUAAAAUAAAAUAAUUUUAAUGUUAUAAUAUGAUUUAACAUACUUGAUUAUAAGUAACCGUGUGUUGUUUUAAAAUAAUAGUUACCUAUUGGAGAAUGAUAAUAGUGGAUAAUACUAUAUACCCAACAGUAAUAACUAAAAUCACGUCAAGCUAUAUUCGUAAGCAAUCUUGGAGAAUAAUAAUAUAAUAUGUUGGUAAGACAAAUUUUCAAAUUUAAAAACAAACUACUUUCCUAUUUUCACAUAUUAAGACACAUAAAUACGAUAUCAGUCAUACAUUCACUUACUACGUCUAAACCACACAGUAGGAAUAUGUGUUUUGCAAUUCUUAUUUCUUAUGAAAUGUUACAAAUCAUUAGGUAGUAAUCAGUAGGUACUUGGUACUACCACUACUAAUUACUACUCACUUGGUAAUCGCUAAAUUUCACUUCUUUUACGUAUUUCAGUCUUUAUAGUUUAUUUCUUCAUUCGCGUUGGCUUAGAAAUUUCAAAUUCUACCCUAUCUGUGGUAGAUUUUCAUUUUUUUCGUCUACAUUAACAAUUUAUAUCAUGAUGUAUAUUGUAUAAAAAUAUAUAGAAAUAGAUAUCAUACAUUUUCCAGUUGCCACGUCUUGCCCGUUAAAAUUAGAUAGGUACGUGGGUAUCUUUGAAUUUUUAAUCACAUAGGUAAUAUUAAUUAUUAUUAAAUUAUUAAUUUAUUUUCACUUUAAGUAAUACAUUUCUGGUAGCAUUAUUAUUAUUAUGCAAGAUAUGUACCUACCAUAAUAUUUUAUUUUAAUAAUAUAACUUGCAUUUGACGUUUAUACUCAUAGUAUUUUUAUUAUUUUAUAUAUAUUUAUAUGUAUAAAAUAAUUUCGUACUUCUUGUUUUUAAUUUUAUUAAUUACCUAUUUAUUAAUAAAUCUAUUAUAAAUUAUAUAAAUUAUUAUAUUAUAUACCUGUUAAGAAAGAUAUAUAGCCUUAAACUAUAUGCAUGUAUUUGUAAAUAUAAAUGCCCAUUUGAUGGAAUUGUAUUCGGUCAAUAUUUUUGUGUAAUUUAAAUAUCUUUAACAUCCACACGGAACAAAACUACCUAUAUAUAUUUCAUCGGUGCGGUAAACGUAAAUAUAAUUUAUUAAUAUACCUAACGCACAACAGAUUGUAAUCGUCAAUAUAAUAUCGAUAUCGGUACACUAUAUUUAGUAUUUACCAUCAUUUAAGUACGAAUAAGGUACCUAUUUAAAAUAAUAUUAUUAUUCAUUCUUGUGAUCUGUAAAAUAUUAUUUAUUAGUUAUAACUUAUAUGACGUUAAUUUGAAAUAAAUUAUAAAUAUAUACAUUCAUAUGUACAAAACAUACAAAAUA
Molecule: messenger RNA, 2864 nt
Organism: Aphis gossypii (cotton aphid)
Lineage: Eukaryota; Metazoa; Arthropoda; Insecta; Hemiptera; Aphididae
Product: CD151 antigen
Exons: 7
Coding region: 229-948 (239 amino acids)
Cellular component (GO): membrane
Source: RefSeq, a predicted model, not a curated record